GCUGACUGUGCAGUGGGUGGUGCGACGGACUGCUAUCUGUUUCGAACAGUUACGAACCUGAUAGCAAAACAAUCGGUUGAUAGCUCUUUGAAUUUUAAUACUGUUUAGGCACUGAUAAUCGUUUACAGCACAACAUGGCUGAGACGGAUCCCAAGUCGGUUCAGGACCUUACCAAUGUGGUGCAGACACUGCUGCAACAGAUGCAGGACAAGUUUCAGACCAUGUCAGACCAGAUUAUAGGAAGGAUUGAUGAGAUGAGCACACGUAUUGAUGACUUGGAGAAGAACAUUGCUGACCUGAUGACCCAGGCUGGUGUUGAAGAGAUUGAGGCAACACCAGAAAAGGCUAAAGAGGGUCAAGGCUCAUAAUGAAGGUUCCUAAGUAACAAGGUGUGAAGUUGGUCCUAAAUUCAGGAGCAGCAGACUUUUCCAUUCUGAAAUGAUUUGUAUUGAUUUGGUGUGUCAUUGUGUGAAAUGCUUUUUUAUAUAUUGAAUAUUGUGAUUAACGGUUACAGUUAUGUAAUGACUUGAAAAGCUGAACGUUAUUUGUAAGCUAGAAUAGUGUGAUAUGCCCUCCAGAACUUAAAAAUGCUCAUGCAGGAAUGCAAUUUAUGGAUUUAGUGUGCUGACCUGGAGGUUAUUUCGCUGCCAUUAUAUAUCAUAGCUAAUUCAGUCCCAUAAGGUGAUGCUUGGUGGGGACAGCUUUGCCCAAGCUUGUGCUGCAAAGCACACCCCCCAGCAGGCUAGCAGGCCAGUAGAAACCUCCAUCUCUACCCACAUGGGAAAUGGGCACUGUGAUCAUCUGAAGCCUGCAGUGUUUUACAAACAGCACUGUUACUACCAAGGAUGCAUUCCAAUUCUAACUGAUUUUCUUCUAUUAAAGCUAUUUAAUACAA
Messenger RNA from Seriola dumerili (greater amberjack), 895 nucleotides. It is a transcript of the gene hsbp1b, whose product is annotated as heat shock factor binding protein 1. Gene Ontology annotation, molecular function: transcription corepressor activity. Bases 135 to 368 code for a protein of 77 amino acids. The transcript is spliced from 4 exons. NCBI's taxonomy places the organism in Eukaryota, Metazoa, Chordata, Actinopteri, Carangiformes, Carangidae. Gene Ontology annotation, biological process: cellular heat acclimation. The record is from RefSeq and is a predicted model, not a curated record. Gene Ontology annotation, cellular component: nucleus; cytosol.